This is a messenger RNA of Oryza brachyantha (malo sina), 1570 nucleotides long. Its product is annotated as coleoptile phototropism protein 1-like. The transcript has 3 exons. Bases 1 to 1425 code for a protein of 474 amino acids. The record is from RefSeq and is a predicted model, not a curated record. NCBI's taxonomy places the organism in Eukaryota, Viridiplantae, Streptophyta, Magnoliopsida, Poales, Poaceae.
AUGAAGGCGUCGUCGCAGAGCCAGAGCCAGAGGACGCCGUCGCCGCGCGCCGCCGCCGGUGAGCACACGCGGUCCUCCUCGGAGCCAUGGCUCGUGGCGGCGGCGGCGGCGAGCACCUGCGACGACUCGUGCGUCAACGACGUCGAGAACUUCGCGCGGACGGUCGCUGCUGCCAAGAGUAGGAUGGGUUCGUCGUCGUCGUCUGCGGCGGGGGCGGGGGCGGCGUCACGGCCGGACAUGCUCGCGUCCGUGCUGUCCCACUACGCGGCCAAGUGGCUCCCCGACGUGGCGGCGGCGUCGUCGUCGUCCCCGGCGUCGUCGGCGUCGGGGAGGUUCCUUCCCCCGGAGAGCCCCACCGCCACGUGGCUCAAGAAGCGGCUGCUGCUGGAGUCCCUCGUCGCCGCGCUCCCGCCCGACCCCGCUCCCGGCGGCGGCGUGGCCGCCGACGACGGCAUCACGUGCGACUUCCUGCUCAAGCUGCUCCGCGCCGGGAGCAUGGUGGGCGCCGACGCGGCGCUGCUGCAGGAGCUGGAGUCCCGGGCGUCGCGGCGGCUGGACCAGGCCACGCUGGGCGCCGUGAUGAUACCGGCGUUCGGCCACGAGUACGCGUGCGGGACGCUGCUCGACGUGCCGCUCGUGCUCCGCCUGGUGCGCGGCUUCCUCAAGGACGGCGGCGGCGCCGCCGCCACCGCCAAGGCCGCCGGUGGCGGCGCCGCCGCCGCGAGGGUGGCGAGGCUGGUCGACGCCUACCUCGCCGAGGCCGCGCUCGAGGCCGGGCUCCGGCCGGCCGAGUUCGAGGAGCUCGCCCGCGCCGUGCCCGCCCACGCCCGCCCCGCCGACGACGCGCUCUACCGCGCCGUCGACACCUACCUCAAGGCACACCCGAGCACGAGCAAAGAGGAGAGGAAGUCGCUGUGCCGGCUGAUCGACGCGCGCAAGCUGACGGCGGAGGCGGCGGCGCACGCCGUCCAGAACGACCGCCUUCCGGUGCGCACCGUGCUGCAGGUGCUCUUCUCCGAGCACGGCAAGCUCAACCGCCUCGCCGAGCUGAGCGGCGGCGGCGCCUCCUUCGGCGCGCCCAGCCCGGCGUUCGACCUCCCCGGCGCCCGCUGCCCGUCCAAGCGCGAGAUGCUCGCCCAGCACCACGAGGUCCGCCGCCUCCGCGAGGAUUUCGCCCGCCUCCAGGUGCAGUGCGGCGCGCUGCAGGCUCAGGUGGACAGGCUGAGCACGGAGAGGCGGCGGCGCGGUGGAGGCGGCGGCGGGUUCUUCAAGUGGAGCACGUUCUGGUUCGGCGGCAUGAGCGCCGACGUCGCGAGGGUGGAGGACUCCGAGAGCGGCAUGGAGCGGCGGACGCCGGUGAGCGGGAAGAAGGGCAGGGCCGCCACCGCGACGCCGACGCCGAAGUGGCGCAAGUCGAUGUCUUGAGGAAAUCUGAAAUUCUGAAGCCAAUUUGGAUGUUAAUCUGUUUUACCUUCUUUAAUUACUGUCAAUUACUCUCUGUUUGAAUUAUUGUUCACAGUGAAACCCUUGUGAUCAGCUCACUGGAGUGCAUAAAUAAAUCUGUGAUGUU